This is a messenger RNA of Cladophialophora immunda, 1905 nucleotides long. RefSeq lists its product as uncharacterized. The record is from RefSeq and is a predicted model, not a curated record. Gene Ontology annotation, biological process: regulation of DNA-templated transcription; detection of visible light. Bases 1 to 1905 code for a protein of 634 amino acids. Lineage: Eukaryota; Fungi; Ascomycota; Eurotiomycetes; Chaetothyriales; Herpotrichiellaceae. Gene Ontology annotation, molecular function: protein binding. The transcript is spliced from 2 exons.
AUGGAGCGUGUGUUCCCCAUUCGAUGCUUCGUCUUCGAAGACAGUAUACGCAAUCAGAAUAAAGGUCAUCAAGCAACCUUCCGUGAAAAAAGCAGCAGUCCUCUCAUCCCGUCUGACAGCACCGAGACCUUGAAGCCUUCCCAAUCAGCCGUACCUGAGGAAAGACCGAAUUAUCCCGAAAGUCAAAGCGCGGCAACAAGCCCCGGGUUUCCAUAUCUGCAGACUCAAAAGGAGAACGUACAGCCAGAAAUACAACUUCCGAAAACCUCGGAGGACGAACAGGUGGAGGUAUGUAUCUUGGGAACUAUCCAGUCAUAUGGAAUGUUGGUCGCGUUGAAGGAAGAAAGCAACGGCAUAUUUGAGGCUCUAGCCGUCAGUGAGAACUCUCAUGCACUUUGCAGGUACUCUCCAGAGGACAUCUUUGCACUGGCCAGCUUUUGCAGCAUAUUUCCAGAGGAGAAGCGCCCAGCCUUUGCACACCAGGCAAGGAUCAUCAGGAGUCAGUUUCUCCUGGCUCCUAAAUCCACAGAGCCUAAGGUGUUUCCCAUACCGUUUAUGGACCCUCUGGGGGGCUUGAUACCUUGCUGGUGUGCUAUUCAUUGUGCGGGGAUAGACCAGUCGGUCCUGAUAUGUGAAUUCGAGCCUCUAAUCUAUCCCCGAAUCACCAUGAUGACUCCCCUCUCGGAUAUUGAAUCGCCAUUGGAGAACCAGGAGGACGAUCCCAUGGACGCCGCUGAAAUCCAAGGGACCACGCUCCGGUCUCUUCACCUUUCAUCAGGGAUCGAUGACCUCUUCAACGGAGGAGGGAGAGCUACCGAGAUCCUGAGUAUAAUAUCUCAAAUCCAACAACGGUUCUCUGCCGCUAUCGUUGUCCAAGAUCUCCUGAACAUUCUCGUCGGGGUAAUGCAGGAGCUAACAAAGUUCGACCGCUGCAUGGUGUACCAAUUCGACGACUCUUUCAACGCAAUGGUCGUUGCAGAACGAGUCCACCCUCGUUUGGGUAGAGAAAUCUAUAAUGGACUACAGUUCCCCGCAGCUGAUAUGCUCAAGCAGGCAGGAGACGACUAUGGGAUCAAUAGUAUACCAAUGCUGUUCGAUCGACAGCAAAGGCCCGUGCGCCUUCUCGGCCGCACCGUUACCGACCUUAUGACGCCGCUCGAUCUUACCUACGCGUAUCUAAGAACAAUGGCUCCGGUUCAUAUCAACUACUUGGAGGACAUGGGAGUACGAUCGACAAUGACGGUGUCUCUCCGCCAGCAGGGUGAGCCUUGGGGCUUGAUCUGUUGUCAUUCAUAUGGCCUCGCCACGACCAGGAUUCCUUUUCCAAUUCGAACGCUUUGUUACUGGGUCAGUCAGUGUGCUUCGAACUGCCUAGACAGGCUUCUAGAUGUCCCAUUGGUUCAAGCUCGCAAGCUUCAAAACCCCCUUCACGUGGACAAGACCCCGGAUGCGUUCAUCAGUGCCUCUUCCGAUGAGCUAUUGAGGCUAUUCCAGGCUGACUCAGGGUUCCUGGUAGUUAAGGGAGAAGCCAAAACGAUCGGAAGGUUAGCGUCGUACCAGGAAGCCAUCACGCUCCUCAGAUAUGUAUUUCUCAGGAAAUUUAAGCAUAUCUAUGCUACGCAAAGUAUAACUACUGACUUCACUGACUUAAGCUAUGAGCCAACGUUCAAACAUAUCGCGGGCCUUCUCUUUAUACCUUUGUCCGCAAAUCCUACCGAUUUCGUCUUAUUUUUCCGAAAAGAUCAACAUAAAGAAGUCCACUGGGCAGGUAGUCCCAGUGUAUCGCUAUCAGGGUCUCGAACGUCAAAGAGUGCCUUCAGGAAGUGGACGGAAAGGGUCCAUGGGACUUGCAUAGGCUGGACGCGAGACCAACGUAAGCACCACGUCGUCCAGGUUACGCCCUGA